Messenger RNA from Notothenia coriiceps (black rockcod), 1707 nucleotides. It is a transcript of the gene fpgs, whose product is annotated as folylpolyglutamate synthase. The record is from RefSeq and is a predicted model, not a curated record. The transcript is spliced from 2 exons. The coding region runs from base 85 to 549 and encodes 154 amino acids. Lineage: Eukaryota; Metazoa; Chordata; Actinopteri; Perciformes; Nototheniidae.
CAGAAAAAUGCAUUAAUAAAGGUUCCAAAUAAAUCAAAACAAAAUCAACUUAAAUGCGGCUCCUACACUAAUGAUCAGAUAUUCAUGUCUUACUGUCCUCUCUCUUUUCAGCCGUGUCAGUUUGACUUUGCUGUCUUCUGCCCGAACAUCACCGAGGCCAUGGCUUCAUGCAAUGCAGACCAGCAGAACUUCAACGUGUCGGUGGAGAACAUGCUGACCCGCUGCCUGGACAACGAGAGGAGCUGGUGUCUCCACAACAGCCAGGCUUCUAACAAAGGCUCCCAGCUGCUGAUUGAGGACAGUCUCCCGAAGAAGACGACGACGGACACGCUGGUGUUCCCCUGCAUCCUCAGCGCCCUGCAGUGGAUCACUCAGGGUCGGGAUCCGGUUCUGACUGACCCGGCUAACAGAGUCCUGCCGUUGAAACCUAGCAUCAACGCUAAAGCUGCUCCGCUCUGUGAUGCCUCUGAGAUCCACAUCCUCAUCGCUGGCAGCCUCCACCUGGUGGGGGGGGCGCUCAAACACCUGGACGCAGCUAACUACAAGUAAACAGACAUGGGGUAUUAGUGGAUUCAAACUGUUUAAAAAAUGGGAUGUCUCAUUGUUCUUGACAUCUAAAUGAGGUGUGUUUGGUGCUAGCGCUCAAACACCUGGACGCAGCUAACUACAAGUAAAAAGACAUGUUAAUUCAAACAGUUUAAAUAAUGGGAUGUCUCAUUGUUCUUGACAUCUAAAUGAGGUAUGUUAGGCACUAGCUGUUUGGACUGAAUGAGACAAGCUGCACCGAGGCACUGUUAGCUUUCCUACAGUAGCUGAUGCUAGCGCUCAAACACCUGGACGCUGCUAACUACAAGUAAACAGACAUGUGAAUUAGUGAAUUUAAAUAAUGGGAUGUUCUCAUUCUUCUUGAAAUCUAAAUGGGGUAUGUUUGGUGCUAGCUUUGUGUCUUCAGAGGUUUACCUGAAUGAGACGAGCUGCACGAGGCUCUGUUAGCUUGAUGCUAGGAGAUGAUGCUAGGAGGCGGGACCAGGGCAGCUCCACCCAGAUUCGUACAGACGAGCAGGGGGAGAUAACUUUAGUCUUAAUGAAGCCAAACAUGUUUACAUGAUCUGAAAGGUGCAUUCAGGUGCAGCACGACGAGCGGAGCUGACUCAACUGGAACUGUGUGCCCCGGGAUGAACGCUGCGUCGUCUCAUUAUAAAACAGAAACACGACAAAGUGCCUCAUGGAGUUAUGAUUUCUUGUGAUUUAACUAUCAAUUGGAACACUUGACUAUUACGAAGAAAGCCAUUUUGCACGGCUUCUAAUUUUGUUGGAUUUUGGCAAUGUAUUAAACACAUGGCCUACUCGUUUCCUUUUUGUACGUGAGUGUAACUUUGCUAAUGUCCUGAGAUUUGAAGUUGUGUAAUUAACUCUCCUUCCGUGCCAUCUGUCAGACUGUACACUGAAAUUAUAGUAAUAUAUAAAUGGUCCUUCAUUUGCAUUAUCUGACACUACAUACAAGUAUCGUAUGUAAAAUGGUUUGAAAAGAUAUUGAAACUGUAUAAAAAUACAUUUGUAAUCGGGGUCUUCAUGUUGUCAUGUUGAUUAAGUGACGGGCGUAACCGCAAGUGAGUUUACAUUUCAUUUCAGAAUAAAUCAAGAAUACUUGUCACUUGUUGCAAGUGUCUGAAAUACGAGUUAUUAAAAAAUGGCUUUGCAAACGUU